AUGUUCAAUUAUACUAACAUUGGAUUUCUAAGCCUGAAAAUAAUUGCCUUUCUUUGCAUUUUAAUUGGAUACUUUAUGAAUUCAUAAGAAUUAAAUAAAGCUUAAAAGAAUACUGGAAAUCCAUUAUUCCUUGAUAAGAAGGAUUUUUUUUAUUAUGUAUUUAGCAGAAUCGUUUUAAUUGUCGAUGAAAAUUUUACAGGAUUCGACAACAAUGAUGUAUAUUAUCAUAUUGAUUCAUAAUUCAAUAUUAAUUAUGAAAUUCUUUACAAUACAGUCAUACACGGAAUAAGCCCAAUUGCAUAAUUACAAUAUUGGAAUAUCCAAUACCAAACCUUAGAUAGUGUGACAUACCAGUUAAAAAAACAAAAUAAAACUAGUUAUUUGUCAAGUUAUAAAGCUUACACGGAUUAUGAUCCUUUUAGCUAAUUUUAGUAAUUAAAUGACGGAUCAGAAUUAAUUGCAAAAUUAAAUUAAGAUGAUUUUGCAUUCUAUUACAUUGAUAACGUUCAGCUAUCAUCAAUAGAAUAUGAUAAUUUAUUGUCCUAAGUCGACAAUAAUACUAUGAUAAUUGUACUUAAAUUUGACAAAGUCUAUUUCUAUACAAAUAGAACAAGAUUAUCAAAAGAUGAGCAUACCAAAACUAUUUAUUCAAUUGAUUCAUUAACUUCUACAAUCAGUUGUCUACUUGAUUCUCCAAUUCCAUUAGAGAAUCAUGGAAUGAUAUUGCCAGGUCUAUUUUACGAAACUAAACCUGCAUAAGAUAUCAAUCAGAUUUAACUAUUGGAUUACAUGAUGAACUUAUAUCAAUUAUAUGAACAUUAUACUUUGAUUGAAAAAAAGAAGUCGAUCAAGUAUUAGAAAGACUUAGACUUAUUCAAAGAUUAGUUUGAAUUAGUUUCAACAAGUAAAGAUGAUAAGAUGAUUUAGAAUUAUUUAGAUACAUUAAAAAAUGAAAUAAAAGAUCUUGCUUUUGCUAUUAAUUCUGAAAUUAGUGGCAAUAUCUUUGUUCUUUUGCUUGGACUAUUUUUAUGUCUAUAUAUCUUGUACUUGAUAUUUUUCAAGUAACAAGAGUUAGUGAUUAUUGAUUGGUAUAUUUUAGGAUUAACAGCAGCAUUUGCAUUUAUUGAGAUAAACUUAUUCAAAAUAAUACUAUUUUUGGUAUUACUUUUAAAAAUGAAAUAACCAGUGAUUUAAAGUCUCUUAGGAUUCUUGCUUUUGAUUAGUGACUUUCCAUUUUAUUAAUUACUUUCAAUUGGAAGUUUGGCUUAUAUGUUUAUCAAGAACAAGGAUUUAAUUUUAACUUUAUUGAAAACAAAAUAAAAUUUAUUAAAAUAUAGCAUAGGAAUAUUUAUAAUAAUUAUUUUAUCGUCAUACGUUAAAUAUUUAUUGAUUAUAUUCAUACCUUUGAUUAUAUUUAUAUGCAGAAAACAUGUGGAUGUUACAAUUCUAUUGGUUUGUUGUUUUUGCAGAGCCUAAAAUCUAUUGCCAAUCUUGUUAUUGUCAUUUUAAUACUUUAGAGAAAAUGAAGAGAGUUAUUUUAAAUAUCCAGCAUAUUUAGUUAUAGAUGUCUUAUAUAUCACUGUUACUCAUCCAGUACUACCAAAUAGUCCUGUUUUAUUUUAGAUUGAUGGAUAUUUACAUCUCAUGGAUAUUAUUAUGCUAAUAUGCUUAUAAUAAAUGUAUUACCAUUUUACAACUGAAAUCAAUAGCAAUUUAGAAAUAAAUGAAAAAAGCAUAAUAACAAGUAUUUAAAAGAUUACUGAAUAUAAUGUUGAAUAUUUUGAUAAUAUAAUUUUAUAAUUGAUAAUAGAAAUAAUAUGGAUUAUCGAAUUAAUGUUAACAGAAAUUUUCUGUUAUGACAUGAAGUAGAUUGGAAAUUAAUAUUUUACUUUGCAAUUCUUAUGUUUAAAUUUAUUUAUGUUGUUAUUUUAUCUAAUUAAGGAAGGGAGAGGAAGAAUAGUUGAAUUAGAAUAUGAGAAAGCACAAAAUAAAUAAGAAUUAGAAACGAAAGAUAUGUAUGAAAAUUAAAUGAGGGAAAUUGAAAUUUGA
Messenger RNA from Paramecium tetraurelia, 2049 nucleotides. RefSeq lists its product as uncharacterized. The record is from RefSeq and is a predicted model, not a curated record. Lineage: Eukaryota; Ciliophora; Oligohymenophorea; Peniculida; Parameciidae. The transcript has a single exon.